AUUCCAACAAGUUUAUAAAGUUGCCACCGUCCCAGGCUGACUCCUCAGUCCUCGAACCAAGCUGCAGACGCAAUGACCGUAGCUCGGAGCAUCCUGGUUGCGCUGCUCGGCGCCGUUUGCAUUGCCAUAUCCACGGCCGACGCGGCGACCAGCGUUAACACCACUGACUUCGUAGGCUGUCUCGCCGCGCACCUUCCUCCGGGGAUCGUCUACACGCAGUCGUCGGAAUCCUACCCGUCCGUCCUCGAGUUCUCCAUCAAGAACCUCCGGUUCGUCACUCCGGCCACCCCGACGCCCCUCGUCAUCGUCAAGGCCACCCACGCAACACACGUCAAGGUUACCGUGCGCUGCGGCGCGGUGCACGGCGUCCGCGUGCGCCCGCGCAGCGGUGGCCAUGACUACGAGGGGCUUUCCUACCGCUCCCUGGACGCGGCUCGCCCUUUCGCCAUCGUCGACCUGGCGGCGCUGCGCGCGAUCCGCGUCGACGUCCGAAGCAGGUCGGCGUGGGUCGAGUCCGGAGCCACGCUCGGGGAGCUUUACUACGGCAUCGCCAACAAGAGCGCGCGUCUCGGGUUCCCCGCCGGUGUCGGCCCGACGGUCGGCGUCGGCGGGCACCUCUGCGGCGGUGGCUUCGGCCUGAUGCUACGGAAGCACGGGCUCGCGGCGGAUCACGUCGUCGACGCCGUCAUGGUGGACGCCAAGGGGAGGCUCCUGGACAGGGCCGCCAUGGGGGAGGACCACUUCUGGGCCAUCCGCGGCGGCGGGGGCGGGAGCUUUGGCAUCGUGGUGUCCUGGAAGCUCCGGCUCGUGCGCGUGCCAGCGACCGUCACGGUGUUCACCGUCCACCGUCCAAGAAACCAGUCCGCCAGCGAUCUGCUCACCAAGUGGCAGCACGUGGCGCCGGCCCUGCCCCGCGAGAUGAUCCUCCGGGUGGUCGUGCAGAACCAGGACGCGCAGUUCGAGUCCCUGUACCUCGGCAGGUGCACCGGCGUCAUCGCGACGAUGACCGAGAUGUUCCCGGAGCUGGGCGUGACGCGGCGAGACUGCAUCGAGAUGAGCUGGAUCGAGUCGGUCCUCUACUUCGCGUUCUACGGCACGGGGAAGCCGAAGGAGAUGCUGCUGGACAGGGGCACCAAGCCGGACAGGUACUUCAAGGGCAAGUCGGACUUCGUGCACGAGCCCAUCCCGAGGGGCGUGUGGGAGAGCACGUGGAGCUGGUUCCUGGAGGACGGGGCCGGGCUGCUCAUCCUCGACCCCUUCGGCGGCAGGAUGGGCAGCGUCGCGCCGUCGGCGACGCCGUUCCCGCACCGGCGCGCGCUCUACAACAUGCAGUACUACGGGUUCUGGUUUGACAACACGACGGAGGCGUCGGAGCAGCAUAUGGGCUGGGUCAGGGGGCUGCACAGGGAGAUGGAGCCGUACGUGUCCAAGAGCCCGAGGGGCGCGUACGUGAACUACAAGGACCUGGACAUCGGCGUGAACGACUAUGGUGGUGACGGCGCCGGGACCAGCUACGAGAAGGCGAGGGUGUGGGGCGAGGCCUACUUCAAGGAUAACUUUGAGAGGCUUGCCGCGGUGAAGGCCAAGGUAGAUCCCAGUGAUUUCUUCAGGAACGAGCAAAGCAUUCCCCCUCUUCCAUUACAAGGUGGCAAUGACACGACGCGGAAUUGAUAGGGUAUGUUUUUCUUUUGUCUUAAAAGAAGUUACUUGACUCGGAGUAGUGAAGUCUGGAUGUCAAAAAGAGUGAAAUCCAAAGUUAUUGAGGAUGUGUAAUAUAGUCCUCAAACUUAAAAACCGCUUGUACUUCGUUUGUUUCCAACAACCACCACAAUGAAGCUUC
Hordeum vulgare subsp. vulgare (domesticated barley) is the source of this 1840-nucleotide messenger RNA. Its product is annotated as berberine bridge enzyme-like Cyn d 4. Gene Ontology annotation, molecular function: oxidoreductase activity; FAD binding. Bases 73 to 1671 code for a protein of 532 amino acids. The record is from RefSeq and is a predicted model, not a curated record. Lineage: Eukaryota; Viridiplantae; Streptophyta; Magnoliopsida; Poales; Poaceae. The transcript has a single exon.